AUGGAUGUGAAUAUAACGACGAUAUCGAGAACAUAUGAAGAAGCAUGUAAAAUAAAGGGGAAUCCUCUUGAUGUUUUAUGGGUUCGCGUCGUUCUCUUCAGUCUCUACUGUCUUGUUUUUAUGGUGGCUGUUUUUGGGAAUCUCCUUGUCGUCUAUGUAGUCACGAAUAACCGGAGAAUGCACUCAGUCACAAAUAUUUUCAUCUGCAAUCUUGCCAUCUCUGAUCUUCUCGUCAAUUUUACGUCCCUCUGGUUGACGCCCGUUUACACCUAUGUCGGUCAUUGGAUCUGGGGCGGUUGGCUGUGUCACGGGCUACCGUUAUUCCAGGGUGCCUCGAUUUUCAUCUCCACUCUCACCCUGAUGGCUAUUGCUGUCGAUCGAUAUUUCGUGAUCGUUCAGAAUUCAACAAUUGCUCAAUUGAAUGAUCGAGUUAGCAUAACGAAAUGUGUGGCGAUUGUUUCAUGUAUUUGGUGCACUUCUCUACUUCUUGUUUUACCAUAUGGAUAUCAUAUGAAGUACACUUACAUUCGUCUUCCUUGCGAUUUCUUUGUUUGCACUGAGGAUUGGCAGAAUAAGAAAUGGUUAAAGAAGAUUUAUGGGAUGACUGUCAUGUUUUUACAGUUUGUCGUUCCAUUCACAAUCAUUGGAAUCUCGUAUGCAAUGAUUUGGAUCUUUCUAAAAGGACAUGAACAAGACUUUUCCGCUCGUGGCUCUCACUCGAUUCAACGCGACACUGCUCGAAAAAAGCGUUUACUCCGUAUGUUGGUCACCAUGGUUUGCCUAUUCGCUAUGUGCUGGCUACCGCUCAAUGUCUUGAAUCUCCUUCGCGAUCUCGAGCUAGUCGCUUGGUUGAAAGCUCCACAAUUCGUCUUUCUCGUCACCCAUUUGAUAUCAAUGACGGGAACUUGUUGGAAUCCGAUCUUAUACGCUUGGAUGAAUGAUUCGUUUAGAAAAGAGUUCAUGAUGGCCAUCCCAUGCCUCCGACGAUCAGCGCUGGCGCGUCGAGUGCGAACGGACAGUGUCCCAGCUUCAGUUCGAAUCAAUUGCCCACAAUCAUCAUUAUUUAUGGAUCAUCCCUAUCGAUACUCUCAACAAUUCAGUUUUGGUGAAAAGGGAUACACAUGGUGGCAAUCGAUAAAAGAGGCGGUUUAUGGUCGAAGAGAUAAAGAAAUGGAUUUGGUGACGAAAAGCGCGAAUUUAAGUGAUAAGGAAAGUCAAACGGUUCGAGAAACGAUGAUCACGAAUCCGGAUGAAGGAUCUGUGAGCGAGUGUGAUGAAUCGUGUCAUUUG
Molecule: messenger RNA, 1290 nt
Organism: Mesorhabditis belari
Lineage: Eukaryota; Metazoa; Nematoda; Chromadorea; Rhabditida; Rhabditidae
Source: the annotation of a GenBank genome assembly